Molecule: messenger RNA, 4669 nt
Organism: Anolis carolinensis (green anole)
Lineage: Eukaryota; Metazoa; Chordata; Lepidosauria; Squamata; Anolidae
Gene: epha2
Product: EPH receptor A2
Exons: 17
Coding region: 57-2969 (970 amino acids)
Biological process (GO): ephrin receptor signaling pathway; axon guidance; protein phosphorylation
Cellular component (GO): plasma membrane; dendrite
Molecular function (GO): ATP binding; transmembrane-ephrin receptor activity; protein binding
Source: RefSeq, a predicted model, not a curated record
CCACCGGGGCCCAUUCAGCCUCCCGAGGGAGAGAGAGAGAGAGAGAGAGAGAAGCCAUGGCCGGCCACCUCCUCCUCCUCCCGGUGCUGCUGCUGCUCCGAGGGGCCCAGGCCAGAGAAGUUGUCCUGCUGGACUUUGCCAAGGCACAAGGGGACCUCGGCUGGCUCAACCAUCCUUUCGGGAAAGGGUGGGACCUCCUCCAGAACGUCAUGAACGAGUCGCUCAUCUACAUGUACUCGGUCUGCAACGUCAUGGAGGGCGACCAGGACAACUGGCUGCGGACCAACUGGAUCUACCGCAGCGAGGCCGAGCGCAUCUUCAUCGAGCUCCAGUUCACGGUGCGGGACUGCAACAGCUUCCCCGGUGGGACGGGCACCUGCAAGGAGACCUUCAACCUCUUCUACGCCGAGUCGGACGUGGACUACGGCAUCAACUUCCAGAAGCGCCAGUUCCGCAAGAUCGCCACCAUCGCCCCGGACGAGAUCACCGUCCGCGAGGACUUCGACACCCGCAACGUCAAGAUCAACGUGGAGCGGCGCUCGGUGGGGCCGCUCACCCGCAAGGGCUUCUACCUGGCCUUCCAGGACAUCGGGGCCUGCGUGGCCCUCCUCUCCGUCCGCAUCUACUACAAGAAGUGCCCCGAGACCAUCCACAACAUGGCCGCCUUCCCCGAGACCAUCGCCGGGGCCGACUCGCAGUCCUUGGCCGAAGUGGCCGGCGCUUGCGUGCAGGACGCCGUGUCCGCCGGGGAACCGCUCCUGCACUGCAACUCCGACGGAGAGUGGAGGGUGCCGGUCGGUGAGUGCCUCUGCCGGGAGGGCUUCGAGAAGGACGGAGACAGCUGCAGAGCCUGCUCCCCGGGGUUCUUCAAGGAGGAGGUCUCCAACAGCCCCUGCUCCAGGUGCCCCUCGCACACGCUGCCCUCGGCCGCCGGCUCCACCUCCUGCCCUUGUGAGGAAGGCUUCUUCCGGGCCGCGAGCGACCCCCUUUCCACGCCAUGCACACGCCCCCCGUCCGCCCCUCGUAGUGUCACGGCCCUCGGUCUGGGAGCCAAGGUGCAGCUCCGCUGGCUGCCUCCCCUCGACGCCGGCGGCCGCUCGGACCUCACCUACAGCGUCUCCUGCGAGCAGUGCUGGCCGGAGUCCGGAGAGUGCCGCCCCUGCGACCCCGGCCUCCGCUUCUCAGACCAUCCGCACAGUUUUGCCGGCACCUCCUUGACCGUCAGCGAUUUGGAGCCUCACGUCAACUACACCUUUACGGUGGAGGCCCAGAAUGGAGUGUCCUCCUUCAGCACCCGGCGCAGCUACGGUGCCGCCAGCAUCAGCGUCAACCAGACAGAACCUCCCCGUGUGACCUCUGUGACCAUGGACGGCCGCACAGCCACCAGUCUGACCUUGUCCUGGACGGUCCCUCCCCGGCAGCGGAGCCACGUCUGGAAGUACCAAGUCACUUACAAGAAGAAGAAGGACGAGCACAGCUACUCCGUGGUUCGCUGCGACGGGAACUCCGUGACCCUCCCAAAGCUGACCCCGAGGACCAAGUAUGUGGUCAGCGUCCAGGCCUUGAUCCAGGAGGGCCACGGGGCCCACAGCGUGGAGCACGAGUUCGAGACGCUCCCAGAACGGUCCGAUGGCGCCAACAGUGCCGCUGUCCUCGGGGGCUCCAUCGCCGCCUGCCUCGCUAUGGUCCUCUUCAUCGCGGCCUUAGUCUUCUUCCUUCGCCGGAGGAGGAAGAACUUGAGGGCCCGGCAGACGCCCGAAGACGUUUACUUCUCCAAAUCUGACCAGCUGAAGCCCCUGAAGACUUAUGUGGACCCCCACACAUACGAAGACCCCAACCAGGCGGUGCUGAAGUUCACCACCGAGAUCCAGCCAUCGUGCAUUUCCCGGCAGAAGGUCAUUGGGGCAGGGGAGUUUGGCGAAGUCUACAAGGGGACGCUGAGGAGCAGCACGAAGGAGAUCCCGGUGGCCAUCAAGACGCUCAAGUCGGGCUCCACCGAGAAGCAGCGCAUUGACUUCCUGAGCGAGGCCAGCAUCAUGGGCCAGUUCUGCCACCACAACAUCAUCCGCUUGGAGGGGGUCGUCUCCAAAUAUAAGCCGUUCCUGAUCAUCACCGAAUACAUGGAGAACGGGGCCUUGGAUAAAUUCCUACAGGAGAAGGACGGGCAGUUCUGCGUCAUCCAGCUGGUGGGUAUGCUCAGGGGCAUCGCCUCAGGGAUGCGCUACCUGGCCAGCAUGAACUACGUCCACCGUGACCUGGCCGCACGCAACAUCUUGGUCGACAGCCAGCUGGUCUGCAAGGUCUCCGACUUCGGCCUCUCGCGGGUCCUGGAGGACGACCCCGACGCCACUUACACCACCAGCGGCGGGAAGAUCCCCAUCCGGUGGACGGCGCCCGAGGCCAUCUCCCACCGCAAGUUCACCUCGGCCAGCGACGUCUGGAGCUACGGCAUCGUGAUGUGGGAGGUGAUGUCCUACGGCGAGCGGCCCUACUGGGAGCUCUCCAACUCUGAGGUGAUGAAGGCCAUCAACGAGGGCUACCGCCUCCCGGCCCCGCUGGACUGCCCCUCCGCCGUCUACCAGCUGAUGAUGCGGUGCUGGCAGCAGGAGAGGAGCCACCGGCCCAGGUUCAACGAUAUCGUCAGCAUCUUGGACAAACUCAUCCGCGCCCCCGAGUCGCUCAAGACCUUGGCAGAGUUCGACCCCCGGGUCUCCAUCCGCCUCCCCAGCACCAGCGGCUCAGAGGGCAUCCCGUUCCGAACGGUGGGCGAGUGGCUGGAGUCCAUCAAAAUGCACCAGUACACAGAGCACUUCCUCUCCACGGGGUAUAACUCCAUCGAGAAGGUGGUGCAGAUGACCAACGACGACAUCAAGAGCAUCGGGGUGCGCCUCCCAGGGCACCAGAAGCGCAUUGCCUACAGCUUGCUGGGGCUGAAGGAGCAGGCCGGCGCCAUCGGCAUCCCGCUCUGAAGCGGACGCAUCGAGCAACGUAUUUCCUGGGACAUACUUGAACAGUGGGACCAAGAAACCUCCCCCCACUCCAGCCACGGAGUCAGCACAGCUCCACAUUCACGCGUCCUUGCGCAUCACCCUGGUGCCAAAACUGCCGACAUGACAUGCUUCAUCCCACCAGCAUUGCCGUCCGAGGUUGCGCCUGCUAUUCAGUCCACCAUUUCACUCGGCUCCACUUAAAGGCGACCAAAGCAACAUCGGGCUGUUCGUUUCACUUUUCUCUUGCCUUAUUUCUAUGCUCAGAAACCUGGAAAAAAAUGUUACAACGCUCUUUUUGUUAUGGGCGUGUGCCUUUGCUCUCUAAUGGAGAAGUUACUGUGAGAGUGUCAGGUUCUCUUCUCCCAGUUGUGCUGUGGGCCAGUCUCCCACCAGAAAAAGCCCCAAGACACACACUGGUAGAUUCCAACAGGUUUUAUUGUACAGAAUACCAGAACCUUCUCUUUGGCCCAUUUAUAUAGGGGCUCUCACAUACCAGAGGGUAAUUGAGGUUUUAUGGAUUGUAAGGUUCUCUUCUCUCAGUUGUGCUGUGGGUCAGUCUUCCACCAGAAAAAGCCCCAAGACACACGCUGGUAGAUUCCAACAGGUUUUAUUGUACAGAAUACCAGAACCUUCUCUUUGACCCAUUUAUAUAGGGGCUCUCACAUACCAGAGGGUAAUUGAGGUUUUAUGGAUUGUAAGGUUCUCUUCUUCCAGUUGUGCUGUGGGUCAGUCUCCCACCAGAAAAAGCCCCAAGACACACGCUAGUAGAUUCCAACAGGUUUUAUUGUACAGAAUACCAGAACCUUCUCUGUGGCCCAUUUAUAUAGGGGCUCUCACAUACCAGAGGGUAAUUGAGGUUUUAUGGAUUGUAAGGUUCUCUUCUUCCAGUUGUGCUGUGGGUCAGUCUUCCACCAGAAAAAGCCCCAAGACACACGCUGGUAGAUUCCAACAGGUUUUAUUGUACAGAAUACGAGAACUUUCUCUUUGGCCUAUUUAUAUAGGGGCUCUCACAUACACGAGGGUAAUUGAGGUUUUAUGGCUGGCCCAUCCAAGACACACGCUGGUAGAUUCCAACAGGUUUUAUUGUACCGAAUACCAGAACUUUCUCUUUGGCCCAUUUAUAUGGUAAUGGCACACAGGUUACUCAGCUGUUAGACUGAAGAACCGUGCCUUUGAACUUAAUAUAUCUGACACUCACAACCUCUGAGGAUGCCUGCCAUAGAUGCGGGCGAAAUGUCAGGAGAGAAUGCUUCUAGAACAUGGCCAUACGUCGCGGAAAACUCACAGCCUUCAACAACACAUCACAGUUUUCCGUUUGUAGUUUUUUCGUUCAGGAACCGAAGGCAUUUCCAUGUUGCCGCCUUGCACGGACACUCCUCGGAUGUUUUUGAGUUUCAGCUUUGAAGUGGUUUUGUCAAGGACGACCAAAACGGACUCUGUACGGAGUCACCUUCCCUGUUAUUUAUUCCUUGUUAUCCGACUGCCGCGGUGCCUUCUUGACAAUGGUUCUGCUUUCACGUUAUCACCUUCCUUUUUGUUGUGGUUGUUGUUUUUUAAUUUAUUUUUUAUAUAUUUAUUGAUUGUUGCUGGUAAGGAUAAUCAUUCACAAUUUAAAUAAGUUUACUUCUGUGCGUGUAUGAUAUUCUCUAGCUUUAAUAAAAUGUUUUUAUUCUUUACUA